AAUUUGCUCUCAAAUUUGAACCAGCUUCCAAGAUUUUUUAUGAAUUGAUUUUCCAAAAAACUGAAAACCAAGUUAGUUAUCUCAAAACUCAAUUACGAGAUAUCCAAAGUCAAUUAACUCACCAAGAACGGAUAUUCGCUCGCAUUGAAAUCCGUCGUCAAGGUGCGAUAAUUGUAAGACUAAUUACUCCGCUGACAAUAACCAAGCAAUCGAAAUUACCAAAUAAUAUGGCAAGUAUCGAAUUAAAAUUUCAAGGAACUUUUAAUAAGUCUGAUUAUUUAAGAGAAUUUUCCUGUGGUAGUUGUCAGCAGUAUCUUACAGAGCAGGAUAUUUCCAUUGGUAAUUAUCGCCUUUAUGUGAGCGAUUAUGCUAACGAAGUUGAUAAGGAGGAAUAUUUCUCCACUCGUUUAGGUCGUCAUCUAACCACCUACGGCUUAAACUUCUGA
This is a messenger RNA of Funneliformis geosporum, 446 nucleotides long. Lineage: Eukaryota; Fungi; Glomeromycota; Glomeromycetes; Glomerales; Glomeraceae. The record is from the annotation of a GenBank genome assembly.